Messenger RNA from Colletotrichum gloeosporioides, 996 nucleotides. RefSeq lists its product as uncharacterized. Lineage: Eukaryota; Fungi; Ascomycota; Sordariomycetes; Glomerellales; Glomerellaceae. The coding region runs from base 1 to 996 and encodes 331 amino acids. Gene Ontology annotation, molecular function: DNA-binding transcription factor activity, RNA polymerase II-specific; zinc ion binding. Gene Ontology annotation, biological process: regulation of DNA-templated transcription. The record is from RefSeq and is a predicted model, not a curated record. The transcript has a single exon.
AUGGCACCCAACCAGGCGAACAACUCCAUUCGCUCUGUUUCAUGCGAAUUCUGCGGCACUACACGAAGUUGUGCUAAAGAUUUGCUACGGCAUAUACGAGCGGCCCAUAGCAGCAGUAAUUACUCGUUUACGUUUCGUAAAUCAUUCACACGCAAGGACAAUUACAUUCGGCAUCUAAGGACCUGUAAGGUGAAGCAUGAUAAAGGUCCUUUCUUGUGCAUCUGCGGCAAGAAACAUGGCAUUUCUGACAAGCACCUGGCACAUAUCCAAGAUUGCAGAGUAUGGCGACCAGACCGUUCGUCGUUGGGAAGAAUAGUCACUACGACGGCACCAAUUCCGAAACCGCCCGAUGUUGCCACCGCAGCACCCGUCGCCGAACGCGCCGAGAGCAGCAAUAGCAAAGUAAAACAGGCUUGCUGGGAAUGUCAGCGCCGGCGCGUAGUAUGCGACUCGGCCCGUCCCGUAUGCCCUCAGUGUAGGCUUCAAGGCAUUGUGUGCCCCGGGUACGACAACGUGAAGCCUCUGACUUGGCUAGCCCCCGAUCGGAUCACGAUGCGGAAGCGGAAGACCAAACAACCAAACACCAGCCAUUCUCAAUCGUCGAUUCCUUCAUCCCGUCGCCCGACAUACCCGCAGAUUUCCCUCUUACCCCUGACACAUCCUGUACCCUGCUUCAAAGUUCCCCGCACCAUCUCAAAAGACAACACAGCCAGCGAGUCUGAAAGGUCAGCCCGCUUGAUGAGUGAUUUCGGUCAAGCACGAAGGUAUAUCAGACAGGAGCCACAGCUGAGCAAUGCGACGGUUGCCACUAUUUCCGACGGGCGUCCUACGGCUCCUUCAAUCCCUCCUAGAUCCCAGGUCCCUCCCCUGCCCUCAGAUUCCUCAAAGAACAGACCAUUCGCCAUGAACAGUCCCAAAGGCAUGGCUGAUUUUGAUCCGCUUUCGUUUGUAGACCACUUACUUGGUCAGGGACAGCGACCUCAACUUCGACUUUGA